AUGUUACUAUCAUUUAAAUUUAAUUAUAUAUCAUAUCAAAUAGAAAAAAUAAUUUUUUGAUUUAUUAAAUUUAUUUAUAUGGUCGCACCAAUUUAAUUAUAUAAGUAGUAGAUAAUGACUUUUUAAUUAUUCAAUAUAUAUUUAUUAUUUCAUAAUAUGCUAUAAACAUAUAAUAUAUAAAAUAAUUUAUAUGUAUAAUGUUCAUCCCGCGCAAGGUGCGGAUCUUAACCUUGUUCUAGUAUACAUUGCAAUCAAAGAAAAAAGAAUGAGGAUUAAUCAAUCUAAAUAUUUAAAUUACACGAAAAAGACAAAUCUCUUCACUUUUUUUCAAAUUGACGCUAUUUGAAACAGUUAUAUAUAUAUAUAUAUAGGAAAAUCGUAUUUUAAACCCUCAGAGUGUCACAUAGUUCGCCCUAGAGAGAAACUCUCUCGAGCCCGCAUCCCGAGGCGCCGUUUCGAUGGAUCUUCCUUGCUCUAACCACGCCACUCUUUCCUCCACUCUCUGAAACAGCCCUGCUCCUCUCCAUGGCCAUGAUGGUGACUAUUCCUCCGUCGUGUCUCCGCCCCCCUCCAGAUCCGCCGCCGCCGUCGUUCCUUGGCUUGAUGCAGCACUGCUCCUCCUCCUUGAAGAUGAUGGUGACAGCCCUUCCUCCUCUUUCACAGCCCAGGCCUCCUUCAGAUCCGGCACGGAACAAGCAUCUUCCGAUUGAAACUCCUCCGGUCAAGCCACCAGAACCUCCAGACCCACCAGACGUCUCCGUCAGCCUCGUUCUUUUCACUUCCUCCAGCUCUUCUCCACAAGCUACUCAAGUCCUAGAUCUGAUGUUUAACUAUUCAAGGGUUUCAAGUUGUAUCUUUGUCAGCUCGGGAAUGGGUCUUCUCCCGGCUCUUAUUCCAGCUUUCAUUUUAUCCAUCCGCUUAUAGACGUCCAGGUCCACCUUAGCUCCUUACUCUCUGUUUACUCCUAUUCUUUUGAAAAGGAUGCAAUGCUAGAUAUGUAGGUGACUCUGGAGUUGUGGUUUUUGGCUUUAUUUGGUAGUGUACUGAUGGACUCAGUGUCCUUUGGUUAUAUCUUUGUGCCUUUUAGUGGUUUUUAUGUUGCGUUGAUGCAACUCUCUACUGCAGUAUGCAGUCCUAUUAUUGUAUUCAACUUGGUUUGUGGUGCAGCGUCUGUGUGUUUCUCUUCUUGGUGGCAGUUGAAAGAGACAAUCAUUGUGAUUUGUUGCUUGGUGAAUAUGGUAAUGGUGGGUAUUGAUUAUCCGCUUGCCUCCUGUUUGGAGCAGUCUCUUUUCCCAAUAUUUCCUCAUGUAUGGAGUGAAUUAGAUGAACAUGUGUGGCUGGUAUUGUAAGGAUUCUCCUCCCGGCUAACGCUCUUCCCUUCCUUUAGUGCAGUGGUUGUGACUCUCAGAGUUACCCGAGAUGCAAUCGUUCAAGAUACUCAUGAAACCGUUGUGAUGCGAUUUCUAAUGUUUACUUGUUAUGAUUUGUAUUUUCAUUCUAUCUUAGGUUUAUCUGUUUCGUAUUCCAUUGGGCUCUUUGUAGCUUUGUUGUACUCUCCCUUAAUGGAGCUUAAACUCUUCUGAAUUUAAUACAAGUUGGUUUGAUAAAAAAAAAUCCUGAAAGUGUCACAUUCUCGUAUUUUAAACACUGAACGUUUUUAACUUGCACUUUAAACUUUGAAAGUGAUAUUUUUAUCAUAACAAACCUUACCAAGUCAACUAGUUGAUCUGUACUGUUCAUUUUGUGAUGACGUGUCGGUUUCUUUUUUUUCUUUUUUCUUAAAAAAUAAAUAAAUAAAAUACAUAGAAAAUUCAAAAAAAUUGAUUUUUUUGAAAAAUUCAAAAAAUAUAAAAAUAACAUUUCAGAAUUAAAAAUAAAAUAAAAUAUUUUUUAAAAAAUUAAUCCAAUUAUACACCAAUAAAUAUAUAUAUAUAUAUAUAAUAACUUGAAUGGUGAUACUAGAUUCUUUUUUUUUUUUGGUUUUUGAUUUUUUUUUUAAUUUUUGAUUUAUUAAUACUUAACUUAUUAAAUUUUGUGAAACUAGAAAUUAUCUCAUAGACCACUUAAAAUGUUUUUGACCUUAACUAAAAUACUAUAAGUUAGUUUGAAAUAUAAUUAAGAGAUAGAGAGCUAUGCCUUUAGAUUUGUAUAUGUUAGGUUUUGGUAUGAGUGGAGCUUCUUAGAUAAGUAACAUAUAUUUUAGUUUCUCUAAAGUUUGAUUAAUUAUUUAUUUAAUUUCAAAGUUAUUUACUAUUUUAAGAACUUCACUUAUAAGUUAAUUUCUUUUUAAACAAACUUAAAAUUACUAAAAUAAAUAUCACUUUAAUAAAUAAUACAAAUAAUAGGAUUAAUUUUGAAAAUUUAACAAGUUAAGUAUUAAUAAAU
This is a messenger RNA of Brassica rapa (field mustard), 2385 nucleotides long. Its product is annotated as formin-like protein 13. The record is from RefSeq and is a predicted model, not a curated record. NCBI's taxonomy places the organism in Eukaryota, Viridiplantae, Streptophyta, Magnoliopsida, Brassicales, Brassicaceae.